Molecule: messenger RNA, 1656 nt
Organism: Cornus florida
Lineage: Eukaryota; Viridiplantae; Streptophyta; Magnoliopsida; Cornales; Cornaceae
Product: aspartyl protease family protein At5g10770-like
Exons: 2
Coding region: 99-1466 (455 amino acids)
Biological process (GO): proteolysis
Molecular function (GO): aspartic-type endopeptidase activity
Source: RefSeq, a predicted model, not a curated record
UAUAUAUAUAUAUAUAUAUAUGUUCAUGUGUCUGUGUGUGUGUGAAAGAGAGAGUGUAUACAUAAAAUCAACAUAGUAUUUUAAAAGGUGUAGGCGAAAUGGAGUUGGUUUUGUUCCUCAUUUCUUUUUUUCUGCUUGCAACAACAUCUUCAUUUGCAGAAGCGGAGCAGGGACUCAACCAUUCAGCUUUGCACUUGACCUUGUAUCAUGGCUCAUCUCUGACCUCCCAGUCGGCACCAUCUUCCGCUGAGUUACUUUCUCACGACCAAGCACGAGUUAAGCAUCUGUACUCCAGACUGAUCACUAAGAAUAGAACAAUUAGCAGUGUCACAAACUCCACCUCACACAAAUCAGAACAUCUUUUCGGACAAAAGUCCGUCAACACACCCUUGAAACCUGGUCUGCCUAUUGGUUCGAACAAUUACUAUGUCAAGAUUGGCCUUGGCACUCCACCCAGUUACUAUCCCGUGAUUGUCGACACAGGCAGCUCAUUCUCCUGGCUGCAAUGCUUGCCUUGCCAAGGAUCCUGCUACAAACAGGCCGUUCCGAUUUUCAAUCCCUAUGCAUCGAGCACCUUCCAAGAGUUAUCAUGCAGAACAUCCGAGUGCAAUUCACUCAAAGAAGCCACUUCGAAUGACCCUAUUUGCAAUAAUUAUAACGAGUGUGUAUACCAGACUAGCUAUGGGGACCAAUCUUACUCUAAAGGCUACUUGUGUCGGGAUACACUGACCCUAGACCAAUCAGGAACACUACCUGAUUUUGUGUACGGGUGUGGGCAGGAAAAUAUAGGGUCGUUCGGUGAAUCAGCUGGUCUUUUUGGCCUUGAUCGUAAAAGGCUUUCCAUGUUCUCUCAGCUGUCAACCACAUAUGGAAAUGCCUUCUCCUACUGCCUCCCAACACGGAGCGGAGGCAGUGGUGGCUCAUUGUCCAUAGGAAGGGAUUCAUUGAUGGGAUCGUCCUACAAGUUCACUCCAAUGCUUCCUGAUGAACAAGAGACCGGCUUGUACUUCUUGAGUUUAUCCGCGAUUGCAGUGGCAGGUAAGACACUGGCAGUGUCGGAGGCCGAGUACAAGAUUCCAACAAUCAUAGAUUCUGGUUCGGUGCUCACUUACCUGCCUACGUCAGUAUAUUCAGUUCUCAGCAAGGAGUUCACAAAGAUCAUGUCCUCAAACCACGAGAUUGCCCCGGCUUUUGACAUUCUUGACACAUGUUAUAAAGGGAGUUUGAAGGAGAUGUCGGAUGUGCCUGAGGUUUGGAUUGUGUUUCAAGGAGAGGCCAACCUCACUCUUGCGCCCCAAAACAUUCUGUAUGAUGUGGCUGAGAAAAACAUUACGUGCUUGGCCUUCGUAGGAAACUCGGCCACAGAUGAUUUCUCCACUAUUGGAAACCAUCAGCAGCAAACAUAUAGGGUGGCUUAUGAUGUCUACAAUUCAAGAAUUGGGUUUGCUGCUGGGGGCUGCAAGUAGUUAUUUAAAUGAUAAGCAAAUUUAUCUGCACCCCAUUUUUCAAGUUUGUACUCUCAUUUACAAGAAGUAAAUGGUUAGUUUUUUUCAAAAUUACACAACUUCACUUCAAGACUAGCUUGGACAAAUAAAAAAUAAAAAAAUAAAAACCAAAAUAACCAACACCCUCCCCCAAAGAAACAAUUAGCACAAA